Molecule: messenger RNA, 492 nt
Organism: Amyelois transitella
Lineage: Eukaryota; Metazoa; Arthropoda; Insecta; Lepidoptera; Pyralidae
Gene: ND-B15
Product: NADH dehydrogenase [ubiquinone] 1 beta subcomplex subunit 4
Exons: 2
Coding region: 88-438 (116 amino acids)
Cellular component (GO): mitochondrion
Source: RefSeq, a predicted model, not a curated record
ACAUUUACAACAAGAAGUUGACAAGACAUAAAAAAACAAAAAGUCUCAAAACACUGUAGGGAUUCGGAAUUUAAAUUUCAUCCAAAAAUGUCCAAUCAAUAUGGAUUAUCUGAAGAAGAAUUCAAUGUUAUAAAGCAGCAGGCUGCUCGUCGUGCUGCGAUGAGAAAAGAGUUCUUGAAACAGAGCACUAAUCCCUUCAAACAUGCGUCGGAAGCUGGCUAUGUUUUCGAUACCUCACUGCAGCAGUUCAUGUCAAUGAAGGUUACCCAAUUCGAACACUUCAAACCAAACCUUAAGAAUAGCCUUUUUGGAAUUUGCGCAAUUAUUAUCCCGAUGGUGUCCUACGGAUAUUUAAUUUGGAAGGACAGAAACGAUCGCGAACAGAAGAUAAGGUCCGGAGAGCUCCUGUACAAAGACAGACUAUUCAAAUUCCAGUGAAUCUUAUUUGAAAUUGUAGAUAAAUAUUGUUAGAGAAUAAAUCAUUACAUUAUA